Chaetomium strumarium is the source of this 1557-nucleotide messenger RNA. Its product is annotated as cytochrome c/c1 heme-lyase. Gene Ontology annotation, cellular component: mitochondrion. The record is from RefSeq and is a predicted model, not a curated record. The coding region runs from base 375 to 1355 and encodes 326 amino acids. Lineage: Eukaryota; Fungi; Ascomycota; Sordariomycetes; Sordariales; Chaetomiaceae. Gene Ontology annotation, molecular function: holocytochrome-c synthase activity. The transcript has a single exon. Gene Ontology annotation, biological process: cytochrome c-heme linkage.
GCGACUACUUCCGACCUGAUCAGCGGUACCAGCACGGGCGGGCUGAUCGCCAUCGUGCUGGGUCGCCUGGGCAUGACCGCUGAUCGACCGCAGUUAUGGACGAACUUGUAUUGACCGCUAUAUAUCGCUUGGGCGUACUUUACGUUGUUCAGGGCCGGCGCCUGAUUAGAGGAAGGUUACAGCCGAUUUCAGACCCGUUUCAAUACAUGGUCAUGGAGCCGUGCCAGGUGGCUCCGGCCGUAACCCGGUGGGUACCAUUGCUCUCGACAGCUGCCCAGACUUUAAAUUUACCGACUGGUCUUAUCGAUGGAUCUGACUUGAACAGACCACGACGGACCCAACGCAAGCAGUGACGGAGAAACAAUGCGCGCAUAAUGAACACGGACUUACUGGAUACAGUGUUGGUCGCGAGCAAGGAAGCGACGAUUCGGGGACAGAGCGGAGUUGAGGCCGCGGCAGGAAGCACUAGCAACAUGAGGGGAUUCGGGUCGGACGCGCAGGGGCAGGCGCAAGACGGGGAGGAGGCAAAAUGCCCGGUCGACCACAAGACUCGCGAGAUAUGGCUACAGCAAGCCCAAAGAGCAAAAGAAGCGCGCGCUGCGCAGGGGGCGACAGCAACACCUACCACGACACAGACUGCUCAAGCGGCAACUCCAAUAUCAGCGUCCGCGCAACAGUCCACAUCGUCCUGGUCGUCCUGGCUACGGCUCCCCUCCUUCUCCCGACCGUCCCAAUCCGAACAACCGGACUCUCCCUCCACAGCGCGCACAGCACCACGAGCGCAUCCACAACUCGGCGAAGACCGGGUCGUCUCCAGCAUCCCGCGCUCCUCCGACCCAGGGCCCUCGGCCUGCCCCGUCAACCACGAGCAAGAAACAGGCGCCUCGACAAGCGGGCACUGGGUGUACCCGUCGGAAAAACAAUUCUUCGAGGCGAUGAAGCGCAAAGGGUUUGACGCGGCGGCGGCGGACAUGAAAACCGUGGUGCCGAUCCACAACGCGGUCAAUGAGCGGGCGUGGGCCGAGAUCCUCAAGUGGGAGGCGCCCUACGUGGCGCCCGUGGUCAAGGGCGGGUGCGGCAUGCCGCGGCUGCACAGCUUCGUCGGGCUGGGCAGCGCCACCUUGAGCCCCAAGGCGCGCAUCAACACGCUGCUGGGGUAUACGGCGCCGUUUGAUCGGCACGACUGGGUUGUUGACCGGUGUGGGACCAAGGUUGAGUAUAUCAUUGACUUUUACUCUGGGAGAAGUGAUGGUGCCGGGGCUGGCAAGCUCAAUUUCUACUUGGAUGUCCGGCCCAAGCUGAAUACGUGGGAAGGAGUGAAAAUGCGGGCGAUGCGGGCCGCUGGGCUGGCAUAAGAAUGAGAGAUGAAUGCUCGAGCUGUGAAAACGGAGUCCCAACCAUGUAGAAUACCAUAACUGUAUUCGGUGAUGUAUAAUACUACUCAACCCACUAGGAGAAUCUCCAUGCCGAAGGGGGUGAUCUCUGGUCAAAUGUAUUAUGAUAAGGGCGGAAUAAAAGACGCAAAGCUAAGCAAUAAGAGGGGCCGAACUACCUACC